Messenger RNA from Cololabis saira (Pacific saury), 2307 nucleotides. RefSeq names its product acid phosphatase 6, lysophosphatidic (gene acp6). Gene Ontology annotation, biological process: dephosphorylation. The transcript has 11 exons. The coding region runs from base 177 to 1418 and encodes 413 amino acids. Gene Ontology annotation, molecular function: phosphatase activity. Lineage: Eukaryota; Metazoa; Chordata; Actinopteri; Beloniformes; Belonidae. The record is from RefSeq and is a predicted model, not a curated record.
GCACGAGUUCUCGUGCCGGUAUCAAGACUUGCCAAAUGUCAAAUGAAACAGUUUUAGUCGACGCUAGCUCGUCGUUUUAUCCUGUUUUUAAGAGAUAAAAGUGAGUAAUGAGCCUCUGAGCUGAGGGAGACUUUAUUUCCAGUCGCGCAGUUUGACCGCAGAAACGGAGCUUUGCCAUGAGGACUCUCCUGGGCAAAGCGGGUCUGCUGGGUUCGGUGUCGGUGGCCUUAGGCUCGAUGUUCUGGUCCCAACAGAAAACCGGGUCAAAUCCCGCCCCUGCCGAAUAUGAACUCAAACUGGUCCAGGUCUUGUUCCGGCACGGCGCUCGAACACCGCUCAAGACGAUACCUGAUGUGAUCGAGGCCCAGUGGGUCCCGGCGCUGCUGGAAGCUCCGCCACACACCCACAUAAACUACGUGGUGACGGACCUGCAGGGAGGACCCAGACCUCCGGCUCCCGUGGAGGAGAGCUACCGGAAGAACACGUUACCCGGCGGCACGUUCCCAGGUCAGCUGACCGCGCUGGGCAUGGAGCAGCUGUACGAGCUGGGGAAGAGGUUCAGAAGGAGGUACAUCGAGGAGAGCUCCUUCCUCAGCUCCACCUUUAACCCUGAUGAGGUCUACGUUCGCUCUACGAACAUUGUGAGGACCAUUGAAUCCGCCCGGUGCCUGGUAGCAGGCCUCUUCCAGCAAAAACAGAAAGAAAUUGUGCCGAUCUUAACGACACAGGCAGAAUCUGAAAUCCUUUACCCCAACUAUCACGGCUGCAAACUCCUCAAAACCCUCGGCAGCCACCGCUGGACAGAGUCGGCCACUCUGCCGGACAUCGCGGCAGACCUACAGAGCGUCCAGAGUGCCCUGGGGAUCGCCGCUCACAAGCAAGUGGACUUCAUCCUCAUCAGAGAUGACAUGGUGGCCAGAGAGACGCAUGGUCUCCCCAGCCCACCGGCGCUGCACUCCUGGAGGAGUAAAGUGGAGCAAAGAGCUGUGGACAUGAUGUGUCAUAUUUACGCACCCAGCAAGAGGGAGAACUUGCAGCUGUGCGUGGGACCGUUCCUGCACAUCCUGUUGGACAACAUCGAUGAAAAGCUGCAGGGCUGCUCGUCGGACCCAAACAGGAAGUUGUUUCUGUACUCCGCCCAUGACACCACGCUGAUCCCCUGCCUCAUGGCGAUGGGGAUUUAUGACAUGAAGUGGCCACCGUACGCCGCCGACAUCACCGUGGAGCUGUACGAAGAGCGGCAGACCAAGGAGGCCUUCGUUAAAGUGUCGUACGUGGGAGAGGAUCAGCUGAUCCCGGGCUGCAGUGGCGUCUACUGCCCUCUGCAGGAGUUCAAACGGGUCAUGUCGGCGUACUCGCUCAGCUCAGAACUUUACAAUUCCCUCUGUAACAGCGGCGAAGGCGCCGCUGCACCCUGAACCAUCCACCAACGCAGCGUCACCGUUUACACAAUACUGGCAGCAUUCAUGCACCUUUCUCUCUUUCUUUUUUAAAGUCGUAUCUGCUCUCACUCCAACCAGGUAUCACCAGGGUUGAUGAAUAUCAGUCCUCAGGAUCAUGUUUCUCUCUCCGUUUCUGUCAGAUGAUCUCGUCUUUUUUGAACCAUGACAGUGAAAUAAAUAUAAGAUAAUGUACGAUAAAGAAGCGUUUAACUCUGUUUUGCUACAGUUUUGUUUGCCUUACGUGAGGUGCGUCGUGCACGUGUGCUUGCAUACAUACUUUUGCGUGCAUUUUAUAUAUAUAAUAAGGAUUGUUAUUUUCCCACUUAAAUUUUUUGUCCCCAAACCCAAAAAGGGUGUAAAUAAGACAAUUGGACUAGAUUUAUCCAAGAAUUUUAAGUAAAAGUAGUUUGCAAUUACUUUAAAAUGCAAAUUUAUUGGAGUAAAUAUUUACAGUAACAGAAAAAUGUGUUAAAAUAAAAUGUUACAGUGAAGAGGUGUCAACAAGUGAAACUGUUGCUCUGAGAUGUGUUUAUAAUUAAUGUUGAGAAUUAAUUACCGAAUCAGGCUUAUAUGUACGAGUUGUUAGGAUAUAUAACUUUUUUUUUUUUUUUACUUUUUUGAGAUAAUUAACUUAAUCUGCUCUCCUAUAAGUUCAAACUCCACCUGAAGUAAACUCUCACACUGAAACCUCAAAGGAUGAAUCUGUGAUUUUUUUUUAUUGUUUUGCAGCUUCCAACUGUAUUUUCUUCACUUCAGUCCUCCGGGACAUUCUAGUUUGGAUUUUGCAAGAGCUGGUAAACGUCAUCGGCGCUACCUAGAACCCGUCCAGAUCCAAGAAAGGAAAUUAGCCAACAGUAGUUUGAGU